CAAGCGGACCGAAGUCCCAGAUUUCCCUGCCUCCCUCGACUGCUGACGACCUCCAGGGGCCGAUGGCUGAAGCAGCCUAAGAAGCUGGACCCACUCCAUCUUUCACAGGCGAAGGACGGGGAAGCCCCUUUCUGGGCAGGUGCCAGAGGGCCCUUUUAGGUGACAAAGGCCACUUCUGAAGUUGGGGCAUCCCCAGGAGACACCAGCAGCCAAGAUGUCCACACAAAGCACACCCGACCCGGAGCCCGAGGCCUUGGACCUGCAGCCUGGGACCCCAGAGGCCCCCGGCCGCCAGCGGCGCCACACGCUUCCCGCCAGUGAGUUCCGCUGCCUCACUGCGGAAGAUGCCGCCGGCGUGUUUGAGAUCGAGCGCGAAGCCUUCAUCUCCGUCUUGGGCACCUGCCCCUUAUAUCUGGACGAGGUCAAGCAUUUCCUGACCCUGUGUCCAGAGCUGUCCCUGGGCUGGUUCCAGGAGGGGUGCCUCGUAGCCUUCAUCAUCGGCUCGCUUUGGGACCAGGAGAGACUCACUCAGGAGUCGCUGACGCUGCACCGGCCCGGGGGCCACACCGCCCACCUGCACGUGCUGGCUGUGCACCAAGCUUGCCGGCGCCAGGGCAAGGGCUCCACACUGAUGCGGCGCUACCUGCAGCACUUGGGCGGCCAGCCGGCGGUGAGCCGGGCCGUGCUCAUGUGCGAGGACAGACUGGUGCCCUUCUACCAGGGGUUCGGCUUCAGCCCCGUGGGCCCCUGCGCCAUCACCCUGGGCCCGCUCGCCUUCACGGAGCUCCAGUGCUCCAUGAGAGGCCACGCGUCCCGGCGUCGGAACAGUGGCUGCUGAGCCCGGCGCCCUGCCCUCCUGGCUGCCGCCCCACGGCACCCGCGGCCACAUGCUGGGGCUGCGGGGAGGCAGGCUGGGGCUCCCACCCGGCCCCAGGGUCCCCUUCUCUGCCCAGCCCAGGCUGCCUGCC
Messenger RNA from Neogale vison (American mink), 968 nucleotides. RefSeq names its product aralkylamine N-acetyltransferase (gene AANAT). Gene Ontology annotation, cellular component: cytoplasm. The transcript has 5 exons. NCBI's taxonomy places the organism in Eukaryota, Metazoa, Chordata, Mammalia, Carnivora, Mustelidae. The record is from RefSeq and is a predicted model, not a curated record. Gene Ontology annotation, biological process: melatonin biosynthetic process; response to light stimulus; circadian rhythm. Gene Ontology annotation, molecular function: protein binding; aralkylamine N-acetyltransferase activity. Bases 215 to 838 code for a protein of 207 amino acids.